Messenger RNA from Penicillium maclennaniae, 1182 nucleotides. RefSeq lists its product as uncharacterized. The record is from RefSeq and is a predicted model, not a curated record. Lineage: Eukaryota; Fungi; Ascomycota; Eurotiomycetes; Eurotiales; Aspergillaceae. Bases 1 to 1182 code for a protein of 393 amino acids. The transcript has a single exon.
AUGUCAAUCCACCGAUUCGCCCUCGCUGCGAGCUUCUUGCUCGGUCAGGUUUCGGCCAGCACGCCUGCGGCCAGCUCCCCAGUGCGCAGCAGCCAAGCCCAUGUGCCCACAGUGAGCUGCCGAACCGAGCUGGGAUUGAACUCGGUGAAAUCAGUGCCGACCACAACCGUCACACGGGUGGCUCAUGAUCAUACUCCGGUCGUGAUCUAUUCGACCGUCCAGGACACGGUCACGGUGACUCCCAGCACUUCCACCGCGACAGCAACAGAAUAUGACACUACCACGAUCACUUCCACCGCUGACACCAUCACUGACACCUUCUCGACGACUUCGACCGAGUAUGACACUGCGACUGUGACCCUGACUGAUGACCCUGUCACGGUUACUGUCUACACCACCAUCUCGUCCACGAGUACCUCAAUUUCCACUAUCAGCACCUCUUCAGGCUUCACUCCUAUUGUGGACACAUUUGCCACCCCUACUGCUGUCAAACGGUCUCUGGAUGAGGAUGAGAAUUGCUCUCCUUGGCUGGACGAGUACAAGUAUCCCCAGAAGGUGGAGUGCUAUGAGAAGGUUGUCCUCAAGACCACAUCUAUCUCAACAGUCACGGAAUCACCCAGCACUACGACCGCUGCUACCCCUUCUACGACAGUCACGGAGACGAGCACCAUUACAAGCAAUUCAGUGGUUGUUCCAUCGGACGUGUCAACUACGCUGAGCUACAGUACUACCUCCACAAUCACGGAGACCACUCUUGUUGCUGGUGAGACCACCACCGUUACUUCCACCACCACCGCCGUUGUGUCUACAGCCACUGCGUCCUUCUACGAAGCUUGUGCUGCCAACAACAUUGCGACCAGUCCUCUUACCUCAGACUAUGGGUCCUACGCGGGUAAAUACAUCAACGUUGUUCAAUUUACGAGAAUCUCUGGAGAAGGUAUGAGCGUGGGCAGCACGGAUACUGCAUACGAUUGCUGCGUUAGCUGCAUACAGACCUCUGAUUGCGCCCUUUCUUACUUUAUGGCGGUUUCGGGUGGUUCCAAUUACUGCUACGUGAUUACCACAACUACUUGCUCGGCAACGUCUAAUUACGCCACGGUUUAUACCUAUGGUAACCCGACCACUAUCAAUUUGGCAAACGGAAAUUGUGGUCAUUAUGUGGGAACCGAGGCUCCUCUAUAG